This is a messenger RNA of Didymodactylos carnosus, 1976 nucleotides long. The record is from the annotation of a GenBank genome assembly. Lineage: Eukaryota; Metazoa; Rotifera; Eurotatoria; Philodinida; Philodinidae.
AUGUUAAAACCAAAGGCAUUGAGUGACGUUUUAGCUCAAGUGACAAGCGGUGGUAUUCAAAGUACAGUACUUUUGACACGUGACGGUGCUUUACUAGCUUAUUCUGGAUUUGACGGGGGAAAAGAUGCAAAAAUUAUUGCUGCCAUGGCAAGUAGUAUGUGGGCAGCCCAUCAACGUACGCGUGUAACAUCAACAAUUCGAAAUAGUGUUGGUGCCGGCGAUCUUAAUAUGAUUUUGCUUGAUUCUGAAGAAGGAAAACUAGCUAUUUCUGCUGUUGCCAAUCAACUUUUAUGCAUGGUUUCAAAAUCUAAUGUUGAAUUAGGAAUGUUGAAAGCUAAGUUACGCUCUAAUCGUUUACAAUUUCGAAAUGAUAUUACAUUUAUCGGGAUACGUUUAAAAUCGAAGAAUAAAAUUGUUGAAUUAGAUUAUAUACUUGAUGCUGGAUUUAAAUUUCACUGUAAAAGAAUCCGUCAUUCAGUAAUCACAAAAAAAUUUAUCAUCAGUGGAAGAUGAAAAGAAUGACAAAAAAGCGUUAAUCUUUUAUUGACUCUUUAACAAGUGUGACAAUUGGCAAAUGGCAUAAAAUAUUUUUUUCCUAUUGCUUUAUUAAUACAAAACGAUUUAUAUCUAUCUCUAUUAAAUAUCUUAUUUCAUUCACGUGCAGAUUUUGACUCUACAUUAAUUAUUAUCGUAAAAAGAAUCAUCAUAUUAUCAACAUGUUUCAAUAAAAUAGCAACGUAUGAUGUUAGUGAUGAUGAAAACAAUGUUGAACCAUCAAUCAAAAUGAGUACAAGAACAGAGACAGAUGAAUAAAACACAUAUGAUACAACUCAAGUAUUAAUAGAUUGGCGGUCUGAAGCAUUAUAUGUAAGAGAAAAAAAGAUGUGUCCAUACAACUAUUUAGAACAUAUGCGAAACGAGAAAAAAUGGUAGAACAAUUAGCAGUACAUAAAUUAAGAAAAAAAUGGUGUGAACAAUAUUUAGACUGUAACAAUAAUUCAGUAAAAAGAAAAUUGAUAAUAAUGAAAAAUUAUUUCAAACUAUACUUGAAUAAAAAAAUUCGAAACAAGAUCAUUCACUAAAAUGUCAAGCACAAAUGAAUUUGAACAAGCACAAAUAAUUGAAAAGUCAGCCGAUGAAAAUACGAGAAAAGCUGAAAGAAAACUGAAAUACCAGAAAAGACCAGCUCCAGCAAGAAAUGAAAUAAAUAUGUCGAACGUAUCUAGAAAAAGUAACGAAAAUUCUUUUUUGUAUUUAUCCAAUAGUUUAGUUCUUGUCUUCUUCAAUUUAAAGCAUACUAAUAUCAAAAAAAUCAAUUGAUUCCUUUCAGCAAUAACUAAAAAAACAUAACAAAAACAAAAUUCAAUUCUAUCUCUUCACUUAGAGCAACACCGACAAAACUAGUUACAGAAACAAUACACGACGAACUCAUCUCAUUUAUAAAUCAACAUUUUGGUUAUACAUCCAAUUUUAAUUUAAGUUAAAUAAAUAUCACAAUUACUUAGAACUAAUUUUAUCACCACCUGGACAUUUAUUCGUUAUCGGUAUCACAGAAUCAAGUAUCAUCAUGAUUACCUCAAAAGAAAAACUUGGAGGCUGUUAAUAAAAAAUUAAGAGUGAAAGAGAGAGCAUUUUCUGCAUAAUAGAAAAGUUUAUUUUACCUUUUUAGGUGUACAAAGAAUCUCACACAUGAAAACCAUUUUUUCUCAGUAACUAAAAGGUCCAGCCUUUGAUAAAGAAAAAUUCGUUCCUUUUAUGAGUGAGCCCGUUGGGGGCGUUGUGAGCGACAUACUUUUUGACUAAUUAGUAUAACCAAAAUAUGUUAUUCUGAUUUCCUUCGCUAGUCACGAAACUGACGAGGAAUGAUCCCCAACUGAUAAAUCGCUUUUUCAACGAAACCGACUGGACUAUAGGUAGUCGACGAUGCUGAUUCCGAAUACCACCAUGAAUGCUGCCGCUAGGCCUUCAAAGACCGG